UUGGUCGGAGAAAAAAAAUCUGCGUAAAGCUUCGUCCUGGGUGGGUUCUCUUGUUGUCUCCCAGACGAUUUUGCGUUGGCAAAAUCCAGAGUUAUCUCAAUCAACACCGCCGAGUCAACUCGCUCCGAGUUUCUCCAUAAGGAGCCAUGAAUCGGCUGAGAGGCCGAGGGGCAUGGAUUCUAGGUUCGGCAGCUAUGCCUCAUCUUAAGAAGAGAGCCCAGAACUCAUUGGUCGCUCUCCAAGACUCGUAUCUCUCCACGAAGGAUCUGCUCGAGAGGCAGAGGGUCGUGUUUACAGUUGCGACUUCUGUUGCAUCUGUUGCUACGGCUUGGAUUGGUUAUUCAUUACGACACUACAAUGAAACUAGGAUCGAUCAGAGGCUGGAAUCGAUUGAGAAUGCGAUGAAACACACCCAUGAAUUGGAACGAGGAGAACUCAAGGAGCUUGUUGAUCCAGUGGGUUCCCGGUUCACUUCAACAAUUGCCACCGCCGGAACCACUUUGAUCCUCGGGUAUGGGUUGGGAUGGCGUGGAGGGAUAUGGUAUGCAAACAGGAAGUUCAAAAGAGAACAAAUGAGAUUGGCUGGGCAGUUAAAACCGAGAGAAUGGAAGUUAUUGUUAGGGAGGAUAAAACCCCGAGCUUGGCCUACCUCAAGGUUCCUCAGACGACCAUUCCCAAGGCAGAACAAGACAACAUCAACAGAAAAUGCUUUGAAGACACCACCACCUGAGGGUGCAGCUUGAAAGAAUAACAAUUCAAAGCUAAUCGAAACAAAAGAACGAUUGUUUUUUUUACUCUAUCUGUAGAUUCUUGACUUAAAUCUAAAAGUCUACACAUCGGUUUUGUCAUGAAGCCAAAGGCUGUUUGUUCCUUGUAAUUGAUUAAGUUCAAAUACUGUAUGCAUUUCUUUUUCUUCUUCUUGUU
Molecule: messenger RNA, 924 nt
Organism: Brassica oleracea var. oleracea
Lineage: Eukaryota; Viridiplantae; Streptophyta; Magnoliopsida; Brassicales; Brassicaceae
Exons: 5
Coding region: 147-743 (198 amino acids)
Source: RefSeq, a predicted model, not a curated record